Venustampulla echinocandica is the source of this 3612-nucleotide messenger RNA. RefSeq lists its product as uncharacterized. The transcript has 5 exons. The coding region runs from base 1 to 3612 and encodes 1203 amino acids. The record is from RefSeq and is a predicted model, not a curated record. NCBI's taxonomy places the organism in Eukaryota, Fungi, Ascomycota, Leotiomycetes, Helotiales, Pleuroascaceae. Gene Ontology annotation, molecular function: RNA binding.
AUGAUCUCAAUUCCAUCGGAGCAACCUCCAUUGGCCACUCCAGCUCCGCCUUCAGGAAGCUAUAGCGAGAUGCCGAUGAACUUCUAUCAGGUCCCUUUCUCAUCUCAGGCCAUCUUCUCUACACUCAACGGACUGCUCCCAAAACGCACACUUGAAAAAUCACUCCCUCCCCCCAUCGUCCGAUCAAACUUCAAUUCAGAUGUCAUCCAGAAAGCUGAGAUUCUCAGAGAGAAGUUUCCCACCAUCGCACGGUCGAUGACUACCCCUACUAAAUGGGAGGAUCUCUAUCAAUUCUUUGAUGGCUAUGACCUCUAUGCUGACGGCGCAGUGUUUUGUUUCUACGUUAUAUCCGAAAUUUCGAGGAAGAACCAGUAUCUGGCAGCUUCCUUUGCGAAUGAGAUUUUCAAAUAUGCCGCAGAAUGGAUUAGCUAUCACAAGGAGCAAGUCUUACGCAGCCCUCCAGCCCAAGACCUCAUUGAUCUCUUUCUACCAGAGGAGUUGGAAGGCUUGGAUACCAUGACCAGGGAUGAGAUUCAGUCGUUGGGAGUUGCCUUGGAGCAGCAUCGCCGUAUACUGCUUGAGGACACCUUCCGACCACGCCGCGUACAACCAUUGUAUCCGGUUCUCGAAUGCUCUCCCGAUAUGGCCGCCAGCUAUCUACCUCCAAGUCCGAUGUUUGGCCACCAGCAAGGCAUCUAUCAUGGUUCCAAUGGCUCUCAUGGUACCAAGGCCUCUCUGGCACCUAUCUUGUCUCCUGUCGCUUCUGACGAACUACAUCCGUCUCAUCCGCGUUCCCCAGCAUAUAACACUUCACUUCAGAAUCAACACCAGCUAGGUGGGGCUAUCAGUCACUCAUCGAACCAAAAUAGAGGGGGGUGCAACAACAUUGGAAAUUUUCAAGGGCCGAAUAGACCCCGAGGGAUCUCGCUGAAUAAUGGAAAUUUUCAGGCGCCGAAUAGACCUCGUUGGCCCUCUUUGAGUAAUGGGAAUAUCCGCGCACCGAACAGGCCUCGAGGAAUGUCCGACAUCCCUCGUAGCGGUUCCGGGUUAUCGAAGUCUAAUUUCUUCCCUGCCUCGCAGAGUGGACGAAGAACAGUGUCUAAUACCGCGCGCCCGAGUCCGUCAAAAUCACCGAAGAGUGAGGAACCUAUUUGGGUCCAUACCGGACAUUCCCAAAUCUCGUCGUCUGGAGACCGGUUUUCGCGCCGCAUUAGUUCAUGCUCUAGUAGCUCUAAAUUUCGAAAUAUAUUCAACGAUGCUAGAGUUCUAGAGUCUAUGGAUACGCAAGGAAGACGCUCGUUUGCGCCAUCUUCUUCGAAGGUCACAGCCACAGUGGGGGGCCCCCGUGAACCUCAACACUCCGAGGACUCAUUGGUACCGUUAGAUAUCCCAUUCGCAAAUGAUCCCAGAGCUCGCAUUUCCUAUAAAGGUACAUCAACAUACUUCUACACUGGCGAUACAAAAUAUCCGAACUUUGACGAACAAUACCCCCGGACAGUAUACGUUGGGAACGUAACCCGCGAAGCAUUCGUCUCGCAUGAAUUGCAUCGAGUGAUGGAGCGAUGUGGAGAGGUUGAGUCAAUUACUUACUUGAACCGGAAUCCGCCUAGCAAAACUGCAUUCGUUGCGUACUCACAAUUGGAAUCUGUGAACAAUGCUAUUUGGCGUUUGCAUGGAUUCCGAAUGGAAUCGGGAGAUGUGCUUAUAGUCAGUCCCUCGCGUCCGAGAAAGAGAGAGCGCGCGGAUAGUCAGUUCAGUCAACGGAGCUAUGGAUCCAGUCGCUCAAUCCACCCCCCACGGGAGUUUGAUGCAUAUCGCCCACCUCCCCGUCGCCACACAGGCCAGAAUCAACCUCUAUCUUACGCUCAAUCUAGUGGCCGAAAUUUCUCUCCGCCGGCCAUCACGAACUGGGCCACAGAUGCUUCACCAUCGACGGAUGUCGGAAUUGCGAUACCAGCGAUGUCGGCUAUGUCUGAAUUUGCACAGCAUCAGGCCGCCCUGAAUCGUCUUACAUCGCAGUUGCCGCUAAAUUCUGUUCAGAACCUCCCAACUUCUCCCAAGAAGCCCAAUGGUCAAGGGCGGUGGAUGCAGCCAUGCGCCCCAAAAUCACCCAGUAAGUCGGAGAACCGGAGCUCUAGGGUAGGAACAUAUGCCUCCCAUACGCCGUCAAUCAAAGGGAAUUCUCCAAACAAGAGACCUCAGAAGUCAGUUGCGAAUAAUGAAAUCGAAAAGAAUCCUCAAAAUGCGGUAGGAUGGAGGAUCAAGGGACGGGCAUCUAAGCAGAACACGUCAGCCCGACCUACGCCAGCCGCGAGCCCUGUAAGAUCUCGAUCAAUGAUGAACCUAGAUGAGCCGAGAGGCCAACCAGGCGACGUACACCCAUCUAACGUCAAACUCGGAUUGGCCGCCACUCUCGAGCCUGUUAAACUUAAACUGAUGAAGUCCGAACCAUCUCAGUCCAACACCGUGCUGCGGGAACAAGAACCCAAACAAAAAGGACGGAAGGCCCUACCAAAGAAAAAGCACUCAGUGCCCGCUGCUACUGGUGGGAAUUCAUCGUUCUCGGCGACUACUUCUUCAGCUGUGACUGAAACUUUUGGCCGCUCCAAAUCACCUAAUUGUACUCCCUCUCCAGUGGACGAGUUGGUUUCUGCCAAAAGUAUGACCUCCCUUAAUACCUUAUUGUCCAACCAAGAGUCUACUAUCACCACGGCAAAAUCAGAUACCAACUUAUAUUCGACGGCUACUAAGCUUGCAAACCGGAAUUUAAAGUCUGAUAUUCACGCAAAUCCUCCAUAUCAACAGAAGUCUAGGCAGAGCACUGCGGCUAAGCGACAACGAAAGGGUAAUAACAAGGAAUAUAGGGGGAAUCAAAAGACAAAUAUAUUAGCUAAAGAGAGCGAGUCAUACCUAGAUAUGCAAACCCAAAAGGACCAUGGCCAGAAGAGUGACCAUAAAACUAGCCGCAAAUCUAGUACGCCGGUUCAGUCCAAAGACAACAACGAAAAUAAUACCUCAGCGAAGGCUAUCUCAGGCAACCAGACUCGGCUGGAUGACACUAAUGAGAGGAUGCUGGCUGGGGCAAGUUAUCCUCCGAGCAAUAUCCCCAUCACGAUCAGCAGCUCGAAUCAAAAGCAUUCGCCAAAGCAGCAUGGUCAAGAUGACCUCUCAAAUAAUCAGACUGGCGGUCUUCAAAAUGGAAUGUCUAAGAAUGGUGGUAAUUUCCUACCCCAAAGCCACAGCAAAAAAGCUAGCAGUAGCUCAUCGAUAAGCAAUGGGUCUCUUCGGAAAUCGGAUGUGAAAUCCGGGAUAGGUUCCAACGCAGCUCCCAACGUAGCUUCCGACAAAGUAUCUAACACCCCUCAACGAUCUCAACAGGAAGUCGCCAUUUCCAAACAACCUCAACCGGCAAUCCCUCAUGAAACUGAUAUUAGUGAUCCCAAGAAAUGGCCAGCCCUCGGUCCGGUUGUCUGCCCCCUAAAGAAUUCGGUUGUUGAAGGCAAGCGUCUACCUCCAAAUGCCUGGACGCGUUCGAUAGCACCUCGACGGGCCCAUAGCGGACCAAUCAUCCCCGCUGUUCCAUUGCUUAAGAACAUCCGCCCACAGCCGUAA